CAAAGAGUCUUCUUUGAAGUUGAUCUUUUUUUGUUUUGCACCAUGCCCCCGGAAGAUCCGAACUUGUCAGUGACGGAAAUGAUCGUGGCUGAUGUCACUGAUCCUAUACUGACCAGAAUGUCGUCUCUUCAACGGACGUCUUCCGAUCCGUUCUUGGGAAGUCCUACAAAGACGGUAUAUACACGGCAACAGCUGUUGUACUACGCAAAGUGCUUUGAAUCCGAACAUAGCGUGGUCGGAUCGGUAGCGAAACCCGGUUUUAUUCGAAAGUUGCUGUCAUUACCCAGUGUACUCAUUCGUUAUGGUGUACUGUUACCGCUACGAACCGUAGCUUUGGGGAUGGUGUCGACCGCAUUUUUUACCACUUUACCGAUUGCUUUGUUAUUGAAGAGCAAGUCCAUGGUGUCGAAGCUCGUCUUUUUCUAUAACCGAGGAAUUCUUUUCUCUUUGGGUGUUAUUGCUCGCAAUCACGGAAGGAAAGAUCGACUAAAAGAAGCUCAUGUCUUUGUGGCAAACCACACAUCUUAUCUUGAUUAUAUUCUUGUCAGUGCAUACAAAUACCCGAAUGCCGUGGUCAUGGCUCGUAGCGAUGGCGGCGCUUUUGCUUUUCUUCAACGUUAUGGGCUGAGCCACAUCAAUUCGCUUUGUUUCGAUCGUCACAAUUUUCAAGAGCGCAAGUUACUCGCCGAGAGAUUAAAGGCCCAUGUCAUGAAUCCGACAACAUGGCCAAAUCCAAUGAUCAUUUUUCCGGAAGGAACCUGUGUCAAUAACCAACACAUUAUUCGCUUUCAGAAAGGCGCUUUCGAACUUGGCGUCAAAGUAUGCCCCGUAGCCAUCAAAUACGAUCGAGCAUGGGGUGACCCUUAUUGGGAUACGCGAAAAGGGUUCCUCUAUUAUGCUUUUUAUCGCAUGACACGAUGGGCCACGCCAGUGGAUGUUUAUUAUUGCACGCCAGAGGAACGACGACCGGGCGAGGAUGCUGUUCAGUUUGGAACACGUGUGAAAUCUAUCAUCUCUGAACGUAUAGGAUUGAUCGAGGAAGACUUCAACGGUAUGGCUAAACGUGAUUUACUCAAAGUGUUGGACGAAAACGCAAAAGAUAGAUAGCCCACCUCCCGGAAAUUACGAAUGUCUCCUCUGCAUUAAUCCGCUUUUAGUUUAUUUAUUGAGUUGUAUGUCGUGUACUAUUUCUUUGUUGUUUUAUGCUUAUCGUGUCUGUCAUCAUUGUACAUAUUAGAUCUUUUUUUUUUCAUGAUUGUGUAAUAGACCAUCAUCUUACAAGUUUGCAUCUUUGCAUUUUGUGUUAUUUAAUAUGGACGCCAACUUCAUGUGAACAAUGCAAUGCCCAC
Radiomyces spectabilis is the source of this 1349-nucleotide messenger RNA. RefSeq lists its product as uncharacterized. The record is from RefSeq and is a predicted model, not a curated record. The coding region runs from base 43 to 1107 and encodes 354 amino acids. Gene Ontology annotation, molecular function: glycerol-3-phosphate O-acyltransferase activity. Gene Ontology annotation, biological process: triglyceride biosynthetic process. NCBI's taxonomy places the organism in Eukaryota, Fungi, Mucoromycota, Mucoromycetes, Mucorales, Radiomycetaceae. Gene Ontology annotation, cellular component: endoplasmic reticulum. The transcript has 8 exons.